AGUGGCAGACUGUGCUGGAUGUGGUGUUGUCCAGCUGGUCAAAACACUCCCAAAAAUCAUCAAUUUUUUUGGUUCCGUGUCCAUAAUGGCAGCGACCCCAUGGACGGUAAGUCGCUCUGGUCGCAGGGUGUUCCGAGUGCUGACCCUGGCGGGAGCGACCAGCAGCUUCCUCAUCUACUACCUCCCGAACACAUACUUUCUUCGGAGGUACAGAGAAGUCACUCAGUUAUACAGGAAGGGGUUUGAAGUGCCUGUGUCUGAUCGCGUUACCUCACUGGUCAGUGAGGUCAUGGACGAUCUGGGUAUCUCCAAGUCAGAGCGAAAGCUUGUGUCAACCUACAUGUGUUAUGGUUUUGAACCUUUCCAUGCGGGCACUACGAUGCUGAUGACCGGGGGGAUUCUAGGUGUCCCGGUCAAUUUUAAUUAUCGCACAGUCGAUGAGUUUGUCCAAACCAACGUAACUGUCAACAACAACCCAGUUCCCUGGAGCACCUCUGAGGGAAUCUCGCUCAAGCAGUCGCUCAGUCUCAGUGAUGAUGCAAAAAAAUUCGCCAUUGCUCGGGAGAUUACGAGUCUGUCUACUGCUCAGCCUUUUCUGCUGGGUGCAGUGUCUGCAGUGGUAGUGGGCUUUGUGUACUCUGUAAGCUCCACAGUCAAUGCUAAGUUAAACUUGUAUGCCAGACCUCGGUCUCUAAGACUGGUCUGGUAUGGGUUAGUCUCCAUGUUUGGGCUUGUCUUCUGGACGUUAUGUAAAGACAUGUCUACAGUCGAGUAUGAGAUCAAUGCUGAUAAGGCCGUAGCUAGCAUUAGCAACAAGUACGCUGUUGGAGGGUUGGAGUACUACGAGAAAGUUCUGCAGAGAAACGUCGCUCUACGAGCACUCAUGGGAAGCGACGGAGAAAAGGUUUACACCGUGUACGGCAAUGAUCAGGUGCUAGUGCGGACCAAACACCUGCCGUUCACCCUGCGACGGGACUACAUGAAGACACAGCUCGAGGAGUACAAGAAGGUUAAAGAAGACACUCCGAUUCCAGUGUCUGGAGAUAGUGAAGCAGUGAACACUUCCUGAGGGAGGUAUAUAUGACGAGAACAGCUCUUGGAGGUAUAUAUGCUGAGAAUGUUCUGGGGGCAUGUAUACUGAGAAUGGCUCUUGGAGGUAUAUAUGACAAAAACAGUUCUCAGAGGCAUUUAUACCCAGAAAUAGUUCUUGGAGGCAUAUAUGUUGAGAAUGCUUCUUAAAGUCAUAUAUACCAAGACUGAUUCUUGAUGAGGUUAGGUACGUACAUCCAAAAGUAUUACUUGGCAUAACAUAUAUUCCUGGAGGAAUAUACAUUAUACCAAGCAUGGUUCUUAAUAGAGAUGUAUACACCAAGAACUGCUCUCAUAAUGUAAAUAACUCGCCAUGAAACUUCCCAUAAUAGUUUUGUGUUUUUCAACACAACGGCCGUCUCCCACCAAGGCAAGGUGACCCAAAAACGAAGGAACUCCUGUUUGAUGAUUGUAAUAUAGAGGACAAGGGGUUACUAGCUCCUUCUCUUGUAUAAAUUCUUCUUUCAGCAAACUGGCCUUAUCCCACCGAGGCAGGGCGACCCAAAAAGUAAAAAUGAAAUACCAAAAUAAAACGAUAAAAUAAAGUCUUUACAAAAAUGUGGUUAAUAUUCAGUAGUAAAGUUUGACUUACGUCCAUUUCGACUUACGACCAGUUGGUCGGAACCAAACUCGGUCGUAAGUCGGAUGGUACCUGUAUUACUAAACACUACAGUUUAUACUCUUUACUAUAAAUUUAUUCUGUAUAAAAACAUAAGGAAUCUUUAUCUUUGAUAUAUCUACAUAUUUUAUAUACAUAGUCACAAAACAUCAAAUAAGUAAAAAGUAACAUCAUAAUAACCCUAAUGUCUCAGUGUCACAUGUCACUGUCAUCUUCGAGUGUCUUACGGCACUACCAAUCCCAGUGUCAUGACGCCUACUUCUCUGUGUCACUAGACACCCUUAUCUCUGUGUACUGACGCUCCUUCUCUACCAUGUCACACGACACCCUUUUCUCCGCGUCAUACACGCCUUCACUACCGUGACACACGACACUGCAUUAUCCCCUUGUCAUAACACUCCUUCUCUGUAUUUCCUUUUCUUCGCAGCAUCUAACACUUCAACACUCCGAGUUACAUGACCCUUUACUUGUGUGCCGUGUCACCUGACACUCACUGGGUUACCACACCCUGAACUAUACUUCUGUGUCCGUGUCACCUGACACACAGUGCUCACGGGGUACAACACACACCCUGGCUUUCCACAGUACUUGUCUGUCACCUGACACAACGCUCACCGGUUACAAUACCCUGACUCAUACUUCUGUCCGUGUCACAUGACACGCUCACCGGGUUACACACCCUGGUGUUCCACAUCCGUCCUCUACAGAGACCUACAUGUCCCAGAGGUCCACAGAAGCCUAAGUCACCAGGUAUCUGGUCCAAGGCAGUCUGGUGAACACACAACAGCCAGUAGAUGCACACCAUGAGGCAGUCUGGUGAACACAAUCACCAGCAGGUGUAGAGUCCGCUGAAUACUCAGUCAGGCCAGCUCACCAGCAAGUGUAUUCAGUAAAAUCUGGUGAACACUGAAAGGCCAGCCACCAGCAGGUGUAGAAUCUGCUGAAUACUGACAAAGGCCAUCACCAGCAGGUGUAGUCCAUGAGAGUCUGGCAAAUACUCUCUUCAGGUGUACUCCGUGAGGAAGUCUAGUGACUACUGACAUUCAGUUGUACUCCGUGAGGAAGUCUAGUGACUACUGACAUUCAGGUGUACUCCGUGAGGAAGUCUGGUGACUACUGACAUUCAGGUGUACUCCGUGAGGAAGUCUGGUGACUACUGACAUUCAGGUGUACUCCGUGAGGAAGUCUAGUGACUACUGACAUUCAGGUGUACUCCGUGAGGAAGUCUGGUGACUACUGACAUUCACCAGCAGGUGUAUUCUGUGAGAGUCUGGCAAAUACUAACAUUCAGGCCAGCUCAGAAGCCCCCACAUUGGGUCUGAUGACAUACAUCGUGGUACCGCUGGCCGGCAGGUCAACUACCCAACCCCCAGUGUGGUAAGAGGCCGCAACACCAAGGCACGAAUUGCUGUGUGACAGUGGAACAAAUUUAUUAUUUUGUAAGGGAAGUGGAGAAGAAGCCUUCCUGCGUAGGUCAUGCGUGUCAUACAAGGAGAGUAGAUUUCUUCUUUUCUUGGGUCACCCUGUCUCAGUGAGAGACAGCCGUUGCAUUAAAAAAUGAUACUGUUUUGUAAGUCUUGCUGUAUACUGUAUAUACAGUACAAUAUAUAGCAGUACAGUGGACCCCCGGUUUACGAUCAGCUCCCAAUGCGACCAAUUAUAUAAGUGUAUUUAUGUAAGUGCAUUUGUACAUGUAUGUUUGGGGUCUGAAAUGGACUAAUCUAAUUCACAAUAUUCCUUAUGGGAACAAAUUCGUUCAGUAAUGGCACCUGAACAUACUUCUGGAAUGAAAUAAUGUCGUAAACCGGGGGUCCACUGUACUUAUAUUGUUGGUAAAGUAUUGUAUAUAACACUCAGUCUUGUUGAUGGUUGUUGUAUGGCAAGUCUUCAACUUUAAUAAAAGUUAAAAUAUAUUAUUUUCAA
Cherax quadricarinatus is the source of this 3631-nucleotide messenger RNA. NCBI's taxonomy places the organism in Eukaryota, Metazoa, Arthropoda, Malacostraca, Decapoda, Parastacidae. The record is from RefSeq and is a predicted model, not a curated record.